Messenger RNA from Notechis scutatus (mainland tiger snake), 399 nucleotides. The record is from RefSeq and is a predicted model, not a curated record. Lineage: Eukaryota; Metazoa; Chordata; Lepidosauria; Squamata; Elapidae.
GAUCUGUUUCAGUAUCAAGUUCUUCUAGACAGCAUAACUAGACCCACAAUGUGGCUGGUUUGGGUGGUGAUAAUCCAACAAGCAGUGAUCUCAGAAAAAUCUAUCAAUGGAAGACAUUUGAAUCCUGAACUUUUGAUGAACAUUAGUGAAAUAAUUCAAUACUGGGGAUACCCUAGUGAAGAGUAUGAAAUCAUGACAAGUGAUGGCUAUUAUCUCAAAGCAAACAGAAUUCCUAAUGGAAUACACAGCGGUGAAAAAACAGUGACCUUUCUGGUGUUACACACUCCAGUACAUGCUUGUUAGUUAUAUUUGAUGUCCAAGGAAUAUGCAGUAGUCUUCUCCACCAGCACCACUGCUAAAAUGAUUUGAUUUUCUUCUUGUCUUGCUUUUUUAAGGUCC